AUGCCCACCACAAAUACCAACGUCACCAUGAAGACUACCAAUCCUCAGACUGACUUUUCAGUUUCGGGCACUUCUUGCAACUUUCCCCAAUUCAAGACGGCAUGCUACGAGGAACAGCCGGCUACCGUUGACGUUGACUUGAAGAAUUCUACAUGUCUUGAGAAGUUGUUAUUGAAAGACCCGACGGCUUUUCCUAUUGCAUUGAAAGUUGCUUGGGCACUGGUUCUUGGGUGUUACACGGGCCAAGAUGAAAUUAGCUUUGGCUAUCAAGAAACGACGAAUUUCGAACUGGUCUCCGCUUCGGCAUUGACUAAGAUCGUCCUAAAUAAAGAAACAUCUAUUGCUCACAUGACCGAGGAAAUACGAUCCAGUCAUCAAUAUCGGUCUUCUGCAGCGAAAGUAGAAUUCAACACCCUUCUAAGCCUUAGAAACAAAUCUGAAAAUGUCGAUGGAAAAGCCGGUACGAGCGUCAUGGCAGGGAACUCUGAAGUUGGUCCAGAUAAGUUCUCAGUUCAUCUGGAUGCGUGUAUGUUAGGCUCGAAGCCUGCAAUGUCGCUUCACUGGUGGGGUCCGCAAAUGUCAUUUGACCAAGCGUCGAAUGUAGCAAGCACGUUUGAGACCGUGCUCGAGCAAGUUAUCAGAAACCCGCAAGUUCGGAUUGCUGAGAUUGAUUACCUCAGCGAGCGCAACACUAAGCAGUUGCUCGAUUGGAAUAGCGAUGCUCUUGUUGAAGAUGCGAGGUGUAUACAUGACAUUAUUCGCGAACACUCCUUGCAAUAUCCGGAUACAGAGGCCAUCUGUUGUGGUGACAGAACCAUGUCGUACAGAGAGCUCAACCGGUCAUCGGAUUACCUUGCAUCCUACCUCAUAUCUCAAGGUGUUAAGUCUGGCGUUUUUGUACCGCUUUGCUUUGAUAAGUCUCUGUGGAAUGUGGUUUCUAUGCUUGGAGUUAUGAAAACUGGUGCUGCAUUCGUCCCCUUGGAUCCAGCUGCUCCAGUUUCUCGAAUACGCAGCCUCGUCUCACGCGUCGAUGCCCGCUUGGUUCUCUGUAGCCCUGAGCAUAUCACAACGCUCGGUAAGAUAGCUGACCUGGUUGUUGCCGUUGGCGCAGAAAUGUUCAAUGAUCUACCAAGUUCGACCAGUUAUGAGCUUCCAUCCGUACACAGCAAGGAUCUUGCCUACCUUAUUUGGACUUCCGGAACCACAGGUGAACCUAAAGGGACGAUGAUUGAGCAUGGCGCGUACUGCUCUGGUGCGAAAGCCCAUGGCCCAGCGAUGUUGAUGAGUGCCCAGUCACGUGUACUUCAAUUUGCCGCUCAUGUAUUCGAUGCGAGUCUUGUAGAGAUACUCACGACUCUCAUGCUUGGCGGUGUUGUCUGUAUUCCUACAGAAUAUCAGAGACUGAACGACAUCACUUCGUGUAUUCGUCAGAUGCGAGUGAAUUGGGCGGUUCUUACCCCAUCUUUCAUCGGCUUUAUUGAACCUGAGGACGUGCCAGGAUUGGAAACCCUUGUUCUAGCUGGCGAGGCCAUGUCAAAAACGCAUGUUAGCAAAUGGUCGCACAUGAAGCUGGUGAACGGAUAUGGGCCGAGUGAGUGCUCAGUAGCUUCGGUCGUCAAUUCGAAGGUUACGCGUAAAACACCGCCAACGAACAUCGGACGAGCAACUGGCGUCCACUUGUGGGUGGCUGACCCCGAAAACCACGAAAAGCUGGUCCCAGUCGGUUGUGUAGGAGAGUUGUUGAUCCAAGGACCAACUCUAGCUCGAGCAUACUUCAAAGAUUCCGCCAAGACGUCCUCCUCCUUCAUUUCACAGCCUCCCUGGACUUCUCACAGCCUGAUCAAUGCGCCAAAAUGGAAAGUUUACAAAUCUGGAGACUUGGUUCGCAUGUGUUCAGAUGGUAGCGUCGAGUUUGUUGGGAGAAAAGAUACUCAAGUUAAAGUUCACGGCCAACGAGUGGAACUUGGUGAGAUUGAACAUCAUCUAUCUACCGAUCCUGAGGUCGAGCAUGGGCUGGUGUUGCUACCCAAACAUGGGCCCUUUCGAGAUCGACUUAUCUCAGUGCUUUCUCUGAACCUCAACCUCACCGAGUGUGAUACGAUGGACGAUAUGAAGCUUGUGGAUGAUGUAUCUCACGUCAGAGAGGAGUUGCAUGGGCGCCUAUCCACUCGACUACCUCCUUACAUGGUCCCAACUAUGUUCCUUAUUGUAAGCAAGAUUCCUCUUUUACCUUCGGGAAAAUUGGAUCGCAAACAGGUUUCGAUGUGGGUUGAGGACAUUUCCGACGAUGUAUACCGCACCAUUGUAGAUGAUGCAACAACGAAGAAACCACAUGUCGGUGACAAUGUGACCCCGCGAUCAGAAACAGAGAACCAAUUGCGAGAAGUUUGGAGCCACGUACUUAACCUCAAUUUGGACCAGAUAGACUCCGAAAGGUCUUUCUUGAGUCUGGGAGGAGACUCCAUCUCGGCGAUGCUAGUCAAGAGCAGGUGCGCCAAAAGCGGUAUUGGCCUUGCUGUGCAAGAUAUACUUCGCAAGCCAAUCGUUGAGUUGGCACAAUGUACCACCACUCUUGUUCGUCAAACGGCGUAUGCGGAGAAAGUUGAAACAAACUUUAAUCUUUCCCCGAUUCAAAAGUUAUAUUUCCAACUUCCAAACCAAGGCCAUGGCCAUUUCAAUCAAAGUUUCUUCUUACGAGUUUGCCGACCAAUUCAUAAAAAGGAGUUGAGAAAAGCAAUUGAGGUCAUUGUCCAACGACACUCAAUGUUGCGCUCACGGUUCAGUGCCAAAGAUGAUAGGGCCAGCUGGGAACAACGCAUUACCAAUGAUCUCACCAAUUCCUAUCGAUUCAGAACAUUCAACAUUGAAGAUUCAAAACAGGCGUCCCCUGCUAUAGCUGACAGUCAACGCGCUCUAGACGCGAUUACAGGUCCUGUGUUUGCCGCCGACCUUUUUGACGUUGCUGGUGAAGGUCAACUUCUCUUUUUGGUUGGCCACCACCUAGUGAUUGAUCUUGUUUCCUGGCGUGUGAUUCUGGAGGAUCUGGAAGAAUUGUUGAUUAACCCUGAUUCAAUCGCUGCUGAUUUACCAUUUUCAUUUCAGCGGUGGUGUCAGCUGCAGAUCGAGGACUCGCAUACUAGUGCAAUUGACACGGUGUUACCCGUGUAUGAUUUCCCAGUCCCCGAUCACUCCUACUGGGGACUGGACUUGUUAUCUAAUACAUAUGGCAACACUGAAUUUGCGAGCUUUGAGCUCGAUGAGACAGUAAGCUCGACCAUUAUGACGGGCUGCCACGACGCGCUUCGUACGGAGCCAAUCGAUCUUCUUAUAUCUGCCCUAAUCAGCUCUUUCACUCAAAUCUUUCAAGACCGUCCAUCACCUGCAAUAUACAACGAAGGACACGGACGCGAGUCAUCGAGCAUGUGUCCGGCUGUAGAUCUAUCUCGAACUGUGGGCUGGUUCACGACUAUGUAUCCAGUCUAUGUUUCACGAGAAGACUCUUCCGACCUUAUCGACACUGUCAUGCAUGUCAAGGACCUUCGUCGGAAAAUUCCAGAUAAUGGGCGCCCAUACUUCUCUAGCCGAAUGCUGACAGAAGAAGGCCAAAAGCGUUUUGGCCAUCACUGGCCGCUCGAAAUUACCUUCAAUUAUCUGGGACAGUACCAACAACUUGAGCGGCAAGGUGCCCUUCUAAAGCCAGUUGAUGCUAUGGCAGGAGAAACCCGGGGUGCUGAAGCUACAAGUGACGUCGGCAAAGACACUCCACGAUUUGGCCUUGUAGAGAUAUCCGCCGUGAUGGUCCAAGGCAAACUACGAUUCUCGUUUACCUUAAAUCGUUUCAUGGAACACCAAGAAAAAUUACGCUCUUGGAUAUCCAAAUGCAAAGCGUCUCUAGAAACACUCGCAGAGAAGCUUGUCUACACCGAGUCUCGUCUUACCCUGGGCGACUUUCCUCUUCUCACUCUCACAAACAGCUCUCUUCAGACUAUGGUAGAGGAGCGAUUUGCAAGAAUCGGGAUUAACGACGCCGCUGAGAUCCAAGAUGCAUAUCCCUGCUCGUCCAUGCAGGAAGGGCUUUUGAUUAGUCAGGCAAAAUGCUCUGCAUACUACGCUGUUCAUGUGGUCUUGGAGCUGGUAGCUGGAGAAGGCAUUUCCUGUGAUUCCGAAAAGCUGUUGUUGGCUUGGAAUCAAGUCGUUGGUCGACAUCCUUGCCUUCGGACGGUCUUCAUCGAGAGUGUCAGCCAAGACGAUGGUCUCUACGAUCAGGUUGUGCUUAAGAAAGUCGUUCCAAAUGUCACUCGGAUGGAUUGCAGUAGUGAGAAGUACGCACUUCAAAUUUUGGACAAGAAAAACGCGGCCAAUUAUGGAGACGGAAGUCAACCUCCUCACCAGUUUACUGCGUGCAAAACAUCUGAUGGCAAGGUGUUUUGUAAAUUGGAAUUGAGUCACGCUAUCAUGGAUGGAUCCUCGAUGUCGAUUAUUAUUCGAGAUCUUGCCGCUGCCUAUGAAGGUAACUUACGUGGAGUUGGCCCUCUUUAUAGCGACUACAUAUCGUUUCUUCAAAAUCAGUCAACCCAGAGAAGCGUGGAGUACUGGACAGCAUAUCUUGCAGACAUCGAGCCGUGCACUUUUCCGAUUCUCAACGAUGGUCGGCCUGCAGACAGAGAACUUCGAUCCUUGAGACUGCAUUUCAACGAUUUUCAAUUCGGCCAAUUGCAACGCUACUGCAGUGCAAACAACGUGACACUUUCGAAUGCAUUCCAUACCGCUUGGGCUGCAACUUUGAGUAAUUACACUGCAUCUGCCGAUGUCUGCUUUGGUUACCUCAUUUCUGGAAGGGACGCGCCAAUUCGUGGAAUCGAGGACGCUGUGGGCCCAUUCGUCAACUUAUUAGUCUGCCGAGUCAAUAUGGACCCAACACGUACGUUAGCUGAAAUUCUCCAUAAGGUUCAACAAGACUAUCUGGACAGUUUAUGUCACCAGUCGACUUCAUUAGCAGAGGUUCAACACUCAUUGCGCCUUGGUGGAACCCCACUUUUCAAUACGGCCCUAUCUUAUCGACGACUACCAAUCCAACCGAGUCGCGAACCCCCAAAAGUCAGAUUCGAAGAACGACUGCCAACCUAUGAUCCAACCGAGUAUGAUGUUUCCGUCAACAUUGAAGCAUCUGAAAAGAACGCUGCGAUUGAUUUGGAUUACUGGACGGAUUAUAUAUCCGAAGGACAGGCUGCUAACAUUGCUGCGACGUUUUUGCAAGCCCUAGAAAAUAUCAUAUCCGAUUCAAAUGGCAAGGUUAGGCACCUUAACAGCCUGCACCAAUCCCAUUGGGAAAAACUCUCGCAAUGGAACAGCAGUUGCCCGAAAAGCAUCGAUGAAUGUGUCCAUAAUGUUAUUGAGAAACAAGUUGUUGCGCACUUAGAUGCCCCGGCCGUAUGCGCAUGGGAUGCCGAACUCACCUAUUCCCAACUCGACGAACUUAGCUCCAGGUUGGCGCAGCUUCUUAUGCGAAUGGAUGUCGGACCAGAAACAUACGUGCCCACUUGUUUUGAUAAAUCUGGAUGGACAAUUGUUGCUAUGCUAGCUGUUCUUAAAGCUGGUGGCGCUGCGGUUCCGCUCGAUGCUAAGCAUCCCAGAAGUGCACUGGAACUUCGAAUCCGUGACACUGGGGCUCGAGUUGUGUUGACCUCUGAAGAACGAGCUGGUCUGUUCAAAGAUAUGGGUGUCGAAAUUGUUUGCGUGAACGAGAAGUUCAUGAAUGAAAUCACGAGCCACGAUAUUGUCCGCCACACGACGGUAGAGCCAAAGAAUCCGUGCUUCAUCAUCUACACCUCGGGAAGCACCGGAGUACCGAAAGGUGUAGUGUUGGAACAUCGAGCAAUUGUCACGAGCGGGCAAGCCACUGGUAGCGUGUAUAAAUGGGGACCCGGUUCGAGAGUGCUUCAAUUCGCCUCAUACACGUUUGACAACAGUCUCGCAGAAAUUUUCAUCACGCUUAUGCGAGGAGGAUGUGUCUGUGUACCAUCAGAACACGACCGACUUAAUGAUUUAGCUGGAGUGAUAAACCGUUUGAAUGUUAACUUUUUAGAUAUAACGCCGACCGUCGCCAGUUUCCUCCGCCCUUCCGACAUUCCAACUGUCAAAGAUCUGUCUCUUGGCGGCGAGCCACUCACCAAAGACAACAUCGAUGUAUGGGGCAAGGAGCUGUCCCUGCAUUGUUGUUAUGGCCCCUCGGAGUGCUCGAUAAAUUCGACGUGGAACGGAAAUUUGGGAAAUUCUUGCGAAAUUACUAACAUAGGUAAGUCCAUCGGUAGCAACUCGUGGAUACUUAACCCGGAGAAUCAGGAUGUUCUGAUGCCACUUGGCUGCGUGGGCGAACUGGCUAUUGAAGGGCCCAUUCUCGCCCGAGGCUACCUUAAUGAUCCGGAAAAGACAUGCAAAUCAUUUUUCGAGAACCCAGCUUGGGCAAAGAAGGGGACGCAACGCAUGUAUAAAACUGGGGACUUGGCAAGAUAUAAUUCGGAUGGCACCAUCACUUACCUUGGUCGAAAGGAUACCCAGGUCAAAUUGAACGGGCAGAGAAUCGAGCUUGGAGAGAUUGAGCAUCACGUCAAGUCUGUUCUACCACCAGACGCCCAAUCGGUCGUGGAAAUGGUUACCACUCAAACGGCAAUCGGUACUACUAAGGCUUUGGCGGUAUUUUUCUGCUUGCCGGAUAAUCCACUUCUGUCCAAUGUCGCUGCAGAAAAUUCCCUAUCACCUAUCUCAGUGUCGGUCAAGCAACAAGCAGCGAGUGUACAGACAGCACUUUCAAAAGAGGUGGCAGCAUAUAUGGUGCCAAAUAUCUAUGUUCCUGUGGCCACACUGCCAAUGACCUCUUCCGGUAAACUUGAUCGCCGCAAACUUCGAACUAUGUGGCAGUCACUUUCCGAAGAAGAAGCUGCCAUGUACCGACUCGCCCACACUUCUGGGAGGGCUCCAUCGACAGAAAUGGAAAAGAUACUUGCAGAACUAUGGCAAACAACUCUCGGACUUCAAUCGAAGACUGUUGGCCCAGAUGACAACUUUUUCAAAAUUGGCGGCGACUCGAUCGGUGCCAUGAAAUUGAUUACCGCCGCGAGACUGAAGGGUAUAUCAUUGACUGUCGCCGAUGUGUUUCAAAAGCCCACUUUAUCAGAUCUCGCUAUUGACGCACGUCUCAUUUCUGGCACAGACGCUGCUCAACGAUCGGCAAAGGCGUUAAACCCAUUCGACCUGAUCUCGGUUGAUGUCGAUGCAAGUGGACUACUCAAAGAGGUUGCUGCUUACUGUCAAGUUGACACCAGCUCCGUAACUGAUAUAUAUCCCUGCACGGCAAUUCAGGAGGGCCUCAUUGCACUGUCCACCAAAGAUCCUGGGGCUUAUGUUGCGCAAAGCGUGUAUGAGUUACCAGCAGGCAUCGACCUGGACAGAUUACGAAGGGCAUGGACGGAGAUCGUCGAAUCCGAAGUUAUAUUGCGAACGAGGAUCGUUCACACAGAAUCUUCUGGAUUCCUUCAAGUUGUCGUUGAUGAACCUGUCAGUUUUAACGAAGAAGAUGAUCUCGAAAAUAUCGUCAACCUGAAUCGCCAUCUUCCAUCACAUAACGGUGGCGUCCUUUCCACAUACACAGUGGUUCGAGGCGGAGAUACUUCAUAUUUUGUCUGGACUGCCCAUCAUGCUCUCUAUGAUGGUUGGUGUAUUCCGAUUUUGCUUGAUAGAGUUGAAGCCGCAUAUCACGAGGUCGCACGAAGCAAUAGCUCGGCUAGUCAAGCUCAUUAUCCAAACUUCAUCAAAUAUCUCGUUGAUAUUGACCCAACUAAAUCGAACGAAUUCUGGACAUCGAAGUUAUCCGGGACAUCUGCCACUUCGUUUCCACCUUUACCGAGUCCGGCAUACCAAGUUCAUGCUACAAGCAGGGAAGUCCGUUCAACAGCAAUCUCAAAACGUCCCGGAAGCCAUAUUACCUUAGGAUCGACAAUCAGAGCCGCAUGGGCGCUCACUGUCUCAGUCUAUUCUGGCAAUUCGACUGAUGUGGUAUUCGGUGAAACCCUCACUGGAAGGGAUGCGCCAGUAGACGGGAUUACAGAUAUGAUAGGCCCAACACUUGCGACUGUUCCGACACGAGUUCAAAUGAACUCUCACUUGACUCUGAUGAAUUUUCUGAACGAUGUGCAAACACAGUCUUCCGAAGCUAUACCAUUUCAGUAUGCCGGCCUUCAGCAUAUUAAACAUCUUAGCGAUGAUACCAGGAUGGCGUGUGCAUUUCAAAAUCUACUCGCAAUCCAUCAUGACGACGAAACAGAGUCACAGGGCAAGUUUUGGAGGUUGCGGAGUAGUGGCACAAGUGGAACCAAUUUUUACUCCUACCCUCUCACUGUCUCAUGCCAACUAGGCGACGGAAAGGUAGAUAUCGAAGCUCACUUCGACAAUGAAGUGAUAUCUAGCUGGAUGGUUCAGCGUUUUCUUGCUCAAUUUGAACAUUUUAUCCAAUGUCUUAGCUCCUCAGAGAAGAUGGAUGAGACAUUAAGUAGUCUGAAGAUGCUCAAUCCAGAGGAUGAAGCACUACUCGGUCGCUGGAACCAUGAAGAAGUAAGCACUCUCGAUCGAUGCGUCCACCACAUGAUUGAGGAACAAACGAAGAAUUUACCACAAGCAACAAUGGCAGUUGAGUCCUGGGAUACCUCUUUCACCUACACCGAGUUGGACAAUGUUUCGACCACACUCGCACAACAUCUUAUGAGGAAGGGCGUAGCUGGGAAGUACAUACCCCUGUGCUUCGAAAAAUCGAGUUGGAUGAUUGUCGCCAUGCUUGCAGUUCUCAAAUCUGGUUCUGCUUUUGUACCUGUGGAUCCACUAGCACCAUCUGCUCGGUUAACUAGUGUUAUGUCUGACCUGGAUGCUACAAUCAUUCUUUGCUCGCCUCGAUACCAAGAGUUGUGCUCAAGCUUGGUAACUGAGGUGAUUCCGAUAGACCAGAAUAUGGUCAGCUCUUUACCGGAAACAAGAGAAAGUACAAAUGAGGCAGACAGUAACACUCCUGCCUAUGUCAUCUUUACUUCCGGCACGACUGGGAGACCAAAAGGAACAAUCGUCCAGCAUAGCGCUUUCUGUACUGGAGCUAUUGCCCAUGGACACGCCAUGCACAUGAAACCGACGUCGAGGGUCUUGCAAUUCGCAAGCUAUACUUUUGACGCUAGUGUGAUGGAGAUAUUUACUACAUUAAUUAUGGGCGGUUGUGUUUGCGUUCCGAGCGACGACAUACGACUAAACAACAUCACCAAAUUUAUUAACGACAUGCGAGUGAGCUGGACAUUGUUGACACCCUCAUUUGUCCAGCUUUUCCAGCCUUCAGCAGUCCCCACACUCUCCACGUUGGUCCUGGGCGGCGAAGCGAUGUCACAGGGUCAUGUAACUACAUGGGCUGACAAACUCGAACUCAUCAAUGCGUAUGGGCCUAGUGAAUGUGCUGUAGUGGCUACCGUCAACAACGCCAUUGGAAUUUCUUCAGAUCCUAACAAUAUGGGGCGUGCUGUUGGCGGCCGAUCUUGGCUUACAGACCCAUCCAAUCCGAAUCGAUUAGUGCCUGUUGGAUCUGUUGGAGAGUUAACAAUCGAAGGGCCAAUACUCGCGCAAGGAUACCUCAAGAAUAGCGCGAAGACUGCUGAAGUCUUUAUCGAGAACCCCACUUGGGCAUCUGACCAAUGGAAAAGCCAGAAAAGUUCGAGGAGAAUGUAUAGAACUGGAGAUCUUGUCAAAUACGCCCCUGACGGCACGAUUAUCUUUUGUGGUCGUAGAGACAACCAGGCAAAACUACAUGGCCAAAGACUCGAGCUUGAUGAAGUAGAGCAUCACCUCAAAAUGGACUCUUCAGUUCAGCACGCUCUGGCAAUAAUUCCGAAAUCCGGCUUUUGCAAGAACAGAUUAGUUGCCGUUUUGUCUCUGCAGGAAUUGGCAGCUUUAAACCCAUCGAAAACUGGCAUCGAAAUCGUUGUCCCAGAAGCAAGCUCGUUUUACUUGUCUGCGAUACGCGAUCGUUUGUGCAGCCUGCUUCCAAAUUACAUGAUACCUUCAAACUGGAUUGUCAUUGGCAAUAUACCGCUUAUGACAUCCGGUAAAUUGGAUCGAAAACAAAUCGAGAACUGGUUAGAGAACUUGACCCCAGAAGUCUAUGAGCAAAUCUCAGAAGCUGAGGGGCAAUACUCCGAUGGCGAGAGCACAGUCGUCGAGCAGAAACUGCGCAACAUCUGGGGAACUGCACUUAGCUUAUCACCAUCUAAGAUUGGACUAAACCAAUCCUUCAUUCGACUGGGCGGCGACUCUAUUUCUGCUAUGCAAGUCAUGUCAAGCUGUCGGGCAGAAGGCCUGGGUGUCACUAUGCAAGAUAUCUUGCAGAGUAAGUCAAUCACAGAGCUCGGCUCGCGGGUCACUUUACCGCAGGUGGUGUCCCACGAAGCAGAGCCACUCGAUGAAUUCUUCGAGCUGUCACCUAUACAGAAGUUGUUUUUCGAAUGUGUUGGCGAUAAUUAUUCUCACUUCAACCAGAGUGUUGUAGUGAAUCUAGCUCGCAAAAUCUCAUUUGAAAUGUUGAGUUCAGCGAUCGAGAAGGUUACUCAAGCUCAUUCUAUGUUACGAGCACGGUUUGCGAAGAAUGAUCUUGGAAUAUGGCAGCAGCGGAUAUCUCCCGAAAUUUCCGGUUCGUGUCAUAUCCAGCAUCAGACGGUUGACCGUGAAAGUGUGGAUGCUUUGAUUCGCAAGAGCCAGGAAAGUCUAGAUAUUUGUAACGGCCCACUUUUUGCUGUCAGUCUGGUUGAGAUCGAAGACGAAGGACGUCAACUUUUGUCAAUCGUGGCACAUCAUCUUAUCGUCGACGUGGUAUCCUGGACAGUGAUUCUGAAAGAUCUCGAAACCACUGUCACUCGUCCAGAGAUCCAGCUAGCAAGCUCUCUCCCAUUUCAGACUUGGUCCAGGCUUCAGCGAAGUCAUGCGCAAUCCUUAACGAAAAACACGUUCCACCCAGAAGAUGUCCCUAUCGGGGAUUCAAGCUACUGGUCAAUGCAAGACAAGGAGAACGUGUAUGGCGACACGGUGGAGAAUGGGUUUGCUAUCGAUGCAGAAACUUCUUUACUUUUGCUUGGUGCUUGCAAUGAGUCGAUGGGAACUGAACCGGUGGACAUCUUUCUUGCUUCCGUUUUGCAAGCGUUCUGUAAAGUCUUCCCGGAUAGGUCUCCUCUUCCAAUCUACAACGAAGGCCACGGUCGUGAACCUUGGGAUUCGACCAUUGAUCUAUCAAGGACAAUCGGUUGGUUUACAACACUCACUCCGAUAGCUUUGCCCUCUUCAUACAAUGGCCCAACCAACUUGCUCAACACAAUAAGAUGGGUCAAAGAUCUUAGAAGUCGUGUACCGGACAAAGGUAGACCUUAUUUUGCCCAUAGACUGCUCACGGACGAGGGCCAAGAACGGUUUUGUGGACACUGGCCGAUCGAAGCAACGUUCAACUACCUUGGAAAGCUGAAUCAACCACACGCGACAGACGCUCUAUUUCAGUCAAACGAAGAUGUCUCAAGCGCUUCAUUUGAUAUAGGGUCAACAGUUCCCAGGUUUGCGCUGUUCGAAAUUUCCGCUGCUGUCACUCAAGGAAAAGUUAACUUCUCCUUUUCGUAUAACAAGAACAUGGGUCGCCAAGCCAAGAUUCGACGUUGGGUUCUCGAAUGCAAACGCGCACUUGAAGAUGCUGCGAGAAUGUUGCUACAACGGAAAACCGAGCGAACUCUUCGAGAGUUUCCACUCUUGGAACUAUCUUAUAACGGAAUCGAGUCACUAGUCGAAAAAUUGCCUCAGCUCGGCCUUCAAUCCCUUGAAGACAUUGAAGACGUUUAUCCGUGCUCUCCGACGCAGCAAGGCAUGCUCCUCGCUCAACUAAAAGACCCCAGUCUUUAUGCUUACUCAAUGGUUUUUGAGGCUACCACGAAAGAGGGAGAUGUCAGCCCACGGCAUAUUGGAGAAGCUUGGCAAGCGGUUGUCAAGCGACAUUCCACUCUGAGGACGAUUUUUAUCAACGGACUCAGCGCGAAAUCUCAUAAUGACCAAGUCGUAAUCAAAGACAGUAUUGCUAGAGUUGCAUGGAUCGAGGGCGAAGAUGCGAGCGCCCUAGAGAAGCAGACACCUCUUAACUUCAAGGACUAUCAACCCCCUCAUCGCUUCACCAUAUGCAAAACAGCACACAAUCAAGUUUUCUGUAAACUGGAAAUCAGUCAUGCUAUCUGUGAUGGCACGUCUGUACCGAUCUUGCUCAAAGAUCUAGCAGUAGCAUACGAUUUGGGUAUCUCAAAGAGCAAGGCUGUUUCUCUAGAACAUGAACUGGCAUUAGUCAAGCUCGACGCACCUGGUAUUGGACCAUUGUAUAGCGAAUAUAUUCACCAUAUCCGGACUGCAGUCAUGGACGAAGAUAUCAACUACUGGAAAGCCUACCUAGACGGCGUCGAGCCCUGCCACAUCAACUGCCCCGCAGACGGAGGAACACAAGCGAAAGAGCUUAGGUCUCUUGUCUUGGAAAUUACGCAAGCUUCCCAGCUCCGAAAAUUUUGCAGCACGAAUGGUGUCACGCUGUCAAAUGUUCUUCAAUUGACCUGGGCUAUGAUUCUUCGAGCAUACACAGGAUCUGAUGAUGUUUGUUUUGGCUACCUGACGUCUGGUAGAGAUGCGCCAAUUCAAGGAAUACAGGAUUCGGCAGUAGGCGCAUUUAUAAAUAUGCUGACUUGCCGAAUCAACCUUGACAACUCGAUCCCUCUUGAAAAUGCCCUUCGAAAGGUCCAAACCGACUUUGCCAAUGGGAUGAGCCACCAGAGCUGCUCUCUCGGCGAUAUCCAGCAUGAACUGCAGCUUUCAAGUUCAGCGCUUUUUAAUACCGCUUUCACAUUCCAGAAUCGAGGUGGUGUGGUGCCACCAACAGACAAGUCUAUCUCUUUUGACGUCGUAAAGGCCUACGAUCCAAGCGAAUACGAGGUCACAGUCAACGUCGAGGCAUCGGAAGCUGGAGUGGAGAUACAUUUUGGCUACUGGACUACUAGCCUUUCUGCUGACCAGGCCAGGAAUGUUGCUGACACGUUCGAGCAUGUUUUGAGUACAAUUGUUUCUGGGACCAAGCUUAGCGAAACUAUUGCAGACUUCGAUUUCCUUAGUCCGCGGGGCCAGAAGCAGAUCAUGGCUUGGAAUAGCACACUCCCAAAGACAGUGGAUAAUUGUAUACACCAGAUGAUUAGCAAUCAUUCGACGAACCUUGGGUCCGCAGCGGCCAUUUGUGCCUGGGAUGCAAAUUUCACCUACAAAGAACUGGAUAUACUCUCAGAGCGACUCUCACUGCGUCUAGUAGAGCUAGGAGUCGGUCCAGAGAUCUAUGUGGCACUAUGCUUCGAGAAGUCUGCAUGGAACAUCGUUUCGAUGCUUGCCGUGCUAAAGGCUGGAGGAGCGUUUGUGCCGCUUGAUCAUUCUCACCCACCAGGCAGAUUACAACAAUUCAUUGAUGAUGUUAGCGCUGAGGUUGUGCUUUGUUCUGCACUUCAAUUAGACAAAGUCGCCAACAUCGCAAAGACCGUUCUCGUUAUUGAUGCUUCGUCUGUCAAUAAAUUGGCUGCCAAAACGGAAUCGGCGAUAAUGCCCCAAGUUUCUCCCGAUAAUGCCGCAUAUAUCAUAUUCACAUCUGGAACAACCGGAAGACCCAAAGCCACCAUCAUCGAGCAUGCAGCAUUUACCACAAGCGCAAUCGAACAUAGCAAGGCAAUGUGUAUGCGCUCAAACUCCAGGGUGUUUCAAUUUGCCAGUCAUACUUUCGACGCAAGUGUCAUGGAAAUUUUGACUACCCUCGUUGUUGGUGGAUGCGUUUGUAUACCUAGCGAAGAAGACCGCAUGAAUGACAUCCCCGGCGCCAUCCGAAAAAUGGGCGUAACAUGGACUCUUCUGACUCCCUCGGUAGCAAGCACUCUGUCGCCAAAAAGCGUACCGAGCUUAAAAGUCUUAGUGACUGGAGGUGAAGCUAUGUCAUCUGGGCACAUUGCAAAGUGGAAGGGCAGAUGUUGCUUGAUCAAUGCUUAUGGCCCCAGUGAGACUUCUGUCAUAGGAAGUACGAGUACGAAAGUUGAUGAGUCUGGCAAAGAGAUAAACUCCGACCCUUCUAAUAUUGGACGAGCUGUUGGUGGCCGAGCGUGGAUUGUCGAUCCUCGGAACUACCAAAACCUGAUGCCACCAGGUAGUAUCGGGGAGCUCGCUAUUGAAGGACGCAUUGUUGCUCGUGGCUACCUGAACAAUGAAAAGAAAACCUCAGAGAGUUUCAUUUUUAAUCCGCCCUGGUUGACCGGAUUGUUUCCUCGGGAGAGAGUUUACCGGACUGGAGAUCUUGUUCGAUACAACCCUGAUGGAAGUUUAUCCUUCGUCUCGCGAAAAGACACACAAAUCAAGCUGAAUGGUCAGCGCAUUGAGUUGGGCGAGAUUGAACAUCACGUCAAGAAUCUUCUCCCAGAGGAGUGCCAAUCCGUGGUUGAAUUGGUCGCUCCGAUGAGCCGUACAGCCACGAAGGCUCUCGCGGUUUUCUUCUACCUCCCAGACCGCAACCAUAACAAUAUCCACGAGGACAGUCGAAUAUCGGGAGUAGAUGAGAUUCUCCUAAAGAUGUCAAAAUCUCUGAUGGGUGUGGCGAAAGGUCUGGACAGAUCACUGGGAAGGGUGUUGCCAACCUACAUGAUUCCAUCUUUUUACAUUCCGGUAUCAAAAAUGCCAUGGAUGAGUUCUGGGAAGAUGGAUCGGGCAAAGUUGCGUAAUAUUGUCCAAAACAUGCCCAGGGAAGCCACAGGCCCGUAUCGACUCCAAGAAAGCGAGAACAAUGCGGUAUCUUCCCCCAGAACGCCAAUGGAGAUGAAUUUGCAAUCACUGUGGGCGGCGGUACUCAACACUGGAACCCCAACCUCGGUUGGAAUCGAAGAUAACUUUUUUCGACUCGGAGGCGAUUCCAUUACAGCAAUGCGACUGGUUGAAGCGGCACGCUGCGAAGGCAUUGCCAUAGCAGUUAUCGACAUUUUCCGCAAUCCACGAUUAUGUGAUAUGGCAACCAUUUGUGGCAAAUUGAAAGAAGAAACAUCUUCAAUACUGGUUCCGUUCAGUCUAUUGAAAGACGAACAGUCCGUUGAACACGUCAUAAGUGAACUGUCUGAGCAAUGUCGUGUUAGACCAGAAACCAUAUCAGAUGCAUACCCCUGCAGUCUUUUGCAAGAGGGACUCAUCACACUCUCUCUGAAGCAACCUGGCGCGUAUGUCAUGAAAAAUGUCUUCAAACUCCCUGAGCACCUGAAUUUAAAGCAAUUCAAGAAGGCCUGGCAGCUAGCAGUUCAAGAUAUUGACAUCUUGAGAACUCGAAUAGUCCACAUGGAGUCAACGGAUUUCCUUCAGGUAGUUCUGCAGGAAAGACCUAUUGAGUGGCUUUCCGCAUUGGCCUUGGAAACCCUUGACACUACCCGGCCAAAACUACCCGAGUAUAACGGAGGCUCUUUGACGAGAUAUACAAUCGUUUCCUCGAAGACAUCGGCCGAUCGAUUCUUCGUUUGGGAGAUACACCACGCCCUCUACGACGGAUGGAGUCUGCCCAUGGUGCUGAAAAGGGUAGAAGCGACAUACACGGAUAAUACAGCCUCAUUUAGUAAAAGCUCAUAUGCGAGCUUCAUCCAGUACACGUCGAGUGUUGAUGAGAAAAUAUCUGAUGACUUCUGGCGAGAGAGAUUAUUGAACGCUGCCCCACUUCAAUUUCCCCAACCACAGCGAACUACCAUCGACAGUAAACUGGGCCACGAAACACUUACGCACAAAGCGCCCAUAUCAAGAAAUACCACAAGCAUGGGUAUUACCGUGCCUACUAUAAUUCGAGCGGCCUGGUCCAUGAUCGUUGCUGCUUAUUCUGGUUCAAAUGAUGUUGUUUUUGGAGAAACACUGGCUGGUAGGGACAUUCCGGUUCAAAACAUCACCGAAAUCAUCGGCCCGACGUUUACAACUGUCCCCACACGAAUUCAAGUUGAUCGUGGUGUUUCCGUCAACAACUUUCUAAAUAGUAUCCAAAAGAAUGCCACCGAUGUCAUCCCAUUCCAACACGCAGGUUUGCAGCGCAUCAAACGCCUUGAUCCGGACACUGAAGUUGCAUGUGACUUUCAGAAUCUUCUUGUGGUACAGACCGCCGAAGAAGCAAUUGAGAGCAGUUUGUGGGAUCUUCAAGGCAGUGGAGUGGCAUCUAACUUUUUCACAUAUCCACUUGUCCUUGAGUGUGGUGGAAAUUCGGACUCUGUUGAAAUCACAGCUCAUUAUGACCAGAACUGCCUUUCAGCUUGGCAGGUACAGCAAAUAUUGUUUCAGAUGGACGCGGUUCUCGGGCAACUCAGUGACCUCCCUCGACUUGGAUUGGAUGCAAAGUUGAAUGCCGUGGAAGUCUUCUCUUCGGAGGACAAAGAAGCAGUGAAGAAAUGGAACUCUGUACCCGCUCAGACAGUCGACGACUGCAUCCACGACACCUUCUUAAAGAAGGUCAAAGCUCAACCAACAGCACCAGCUGUAUGUGCGUGGGACGGCGAGUGUACCUACGAAGAACUUCGGCAUCGUGCGUCUUUGAUGGCCGGAUAUCUAGCAAGCCGUGGGGUUGAUCGGCGGAGUUUUGUGGCAAUCUGCAUGGACAAAUCAUUGAAUGUGAUUAUUGCAAUGUUGGGAGUCAUGAUGGCGGGAGGUGCCUUUGUCCCAUUGGAUCCUUCAUCACCAUCUGCUCGACAUCAAGAGAUGAUUAAAGACGUGAAUGCAAGGAUUGUAAUAUGUACUCCGGUGUACAGUAGUCGAUUUGAAGCGAUGGUUGAAGUCGUCAUUCCACUGGACGAGACUGUGGUUGAGAACUUGCCUAGCUCAGAUCGUUCCUCCGAGGCCCCAUCAAAAGCGACACCUAUGGACGCUGCUUAUGUGAUCUUCACUUCUGGCAGUACAGGUCGUCCAAAAGGGACUCUUGUUGAGCAUCGCGCUAUUUCAAGCAGUUCGUUAGCGAUGCAGAAAGCUCUACUCAUGAAAGAAGAUGCACGAGUGUUGCAAUUUGCAUCAUUCACCUUUGAUGUCAGUGUCUUGGAAACCUUAACCACACUGGUAUGUGGAGGCUGCAUAUGUGUUCCUUCGGAGGACAUGCGAACCAGAAACGUUGGUGAAGCAAUCAAUACUCUAAAGGCUACGUGGGCGUUUCUUACACCGUCAGUAGCAAACUUAGUAGACCCCGCAACAGUCCCAUCUCUAGAGGUCCUUGUGUGUGGCGGUGAGCCAAUGUCAAUUGAAAAUAUUCAAAAAUGGGCCAGCAGAGUCACUCUCGUCAACGGCUAUGGCCCAACCGAAGCUUCAGUAAUCGCAAUUGCAAACUCAACUGUGAGCCACCAGAAGGAUCCUUCCAACAUCGGAUACGCACUUUCUAGCGGGCAUGCUUGGAUUGCUGAUCCCCAUGACUCGAACCAGCUUACUCCUGUUGGCUGUGUUGGUGAGCUACUUCUGGAUGGCCCUCUACUUGCGAAAUGUUACAUAAACAACAAAGAAAAAACGGACGAAGCCUUCAUCUCUCGGCCAUCGUGGGCCAGAUAUUUCGACCAGACACGGCAGGGAGCAGCAAUCCACCAGCACAGAUCUGAACCCGGCCGAAUGUACAGAACAGGCGAUCUGGUUCGAUAUGCACAAGACGGCUCGUUGAUAUUCAUAGGAAGAAAAGAUGACCAAGUUAAACUCCACGGUCAGAGAAUUGAGCUUGGGGAGAUCGAGCAUGCUUUGGACAAAGAUUCUCAAAUUCAACACGCACUCGUCGCCUUACCUAAGACUGGCCAUUUCAGGAAACGCCUGGUCGCAGUCGUAUCUCUCACGGAGCUCGCAUCAUCGGCAAUUUCACAAGGCUCAUGCGAACUAGUUGAAGAUGGACAAGGAGCGAAAGAGGCUCGUAAAAUAAUCCAAUCCGUGAGAAAUCGCUUAUCAGAUAUUCUGCCAGCCUACAUGGUACCUACGUUCUGGCCAGUCGUCAAGUCAAUUCCGCUACUUCCAUCUGGAAAACUGAACAGACGAAGCGUUGAUCGUUGGCUCACUGAAAUCGACACCGAAACGUAUGAGCGAAUGAUGGAAGGAGACGACGAAGAAAAUGAGUCACUGCCAACCACGGAAACAUGCAAGAUCCUUCAGGCUAUAUUCUCAAAGGUUCUAAAUCUUCCAUUGAAGAGAGUCAAAAACAACAAGUCCUUCUUGAGCUUGGGUGGAGACUCGAUCACAGCUAUGCAAGUCAUGGCCAUGUGUCGGAAGGAGAAAAUGAGCUUCACAUUAUCUGAAGUGUUGCGAUCAAAAUCCAUACAUCAGCUAGCCUCCACUGUCCGGUUCGAAGGCGAGUUUCAGUAUCCAGACGAAACCUACAACACUCUCUUCGACCUAUCGCCGAUUCAAAAACUCUACUUCCAAUCUCAAGAUCACGGUGUGUUUGAGAACGACGGGAGAUUUAAUCAGAGCUUUUCUCUAGAGAUUACCCGUCCCGUAGCACCAGCUGAGGUUCAGUCAGCCAUUCAACAAAUUGUUGGCAAGCAUUCUAUGCUAAGGGCUCGAUUUAGUCAAGAUGUUUCUAAACAAUGGAAGCAGCAAAUAUCUGAAGAUGUUACAUACUCGUAUCGCUACCACGUACACGAAUCUACAAGUUUGAGCCAAAUUCCAGUCAUGGUAGCUGAAACACAAUCUUGCAUGGACAUACGAAAGGGUCCAUUGUUCGCUGUUGAUCUCUUCAACCUCGGUGACGGGAAGCAAAUGAUCUUUCUCGCGGCUCAUCAUCUCGUCAUUGAUAUGGUUUCCUGGCGCAUCAUUCUCAAGGAUGUGGAAGACCUGCUGAACCAAGAAGCAAAUCUAUCCGACAAGGCAAUUUCCUUCCAAGCAUGGAACAAGAUGCAAAUCGAAAACGCAAACCCUCCUGCCGCAUCUCAAGGAAAAGGAUACGCACUAGAUUUCAAACUUCCGGUCAUUGACUGCAGCUAUUGGGGUGUGGACCAUGCCACCAAUUAUUACGGCGACGUUAUAUCUGAGACUUUUACCACAAACGAGGCGAUUUCGAAGUUGGCCCUAGAUCAGAGUAACAAGUUAUUUCAGACACAACCUAUUGAACUUUUCUUAUCCGCUAUCUCUCAUUCUUUCAGUAGAGUGUUCUACGACCGCUCAGCACCAAUUAUUUGCAACGAAGGCCAUGGCCGAGAACCCUGGGAUGCGCGGAUCGACGUCUCGAGGACGGUAGGAUGGUUCACUACAGUUACCCCUGUCUAUGUUGAUGUGGACAUGGAAGAAGACGACCCAGUUGAAACUGUACGUCGAAUGAAAGAUAUCUGCCGCAGUAUUCCAGACAAUGGACGUCCAUAUUUCGCACACCAGAUGCUGUCCAAAGCGCAAAACUCGCGCAAACAAAAUCCAUUACGAUCGAUGGAGAUAAUUUUCAAUUACCUAGGAAGAAUGCAACAGUUGGAGCACGAUGACUCACUUUUACGCCCAUGGAGUUAUCCAGACGAUGAGGAAACAUCAAAAUCCAUAGCUGACGUUGGUUCUAAAACCACCAGACUUGCCUUGUUUGAAAUAUCAGCCGUGGUUGUUGACGACAAGAUUCAGUUCUCUUUCCUCUUCAAUCGUCACAUGCACCGCCAGCAAGAGAUCAGACGAUGGAUUAUGGAAUGUAAGGAGACUUUUGAAGAAAUCGUCCAGAAGCUUGCAAGUCGAAAGGAUGAAACUUCGUUCACGUUAAGCACUUUCCCGUUGCUUCCUCUUUCGUAUGAAGGACUGCAUAAGAUAGUCACGAAAUCCUUGCCCCAAGUUGGCAUAACUCCAAAUGACGUUGAGGAUAUUUAUCCUUGUGCACCAUUGCAAGAAGGUCUAUUGAUCAGUCAAAUCAAGAACCCAAGCUUGUAUCACUUUCACGCUGUGUUCGAGGUCCAUCCGACCAGUAUGGGUGAAUCAAUCGAUGCAUUAAGAUUAGCGCAAUCCUGGCAGCAGGUAGUGGACAGACAUCCCGCUCUUCGUACUGUUUUUGCCGAUAGUGUUUACAAGGGAGACAUAUUUAACCAGAUAGUUGUUAAGAAGGUAGACAGUGGAAUAUUGUCUCUGGAUUGUGAAGAAGAAGUCGCUCUGGAAGAAUUGGGCAAAAUGUCAAUCCUGGACGCCAACUACACCAAACAACCCAGACUACCACACCAAGCCACUAUUUGUAGGACUUCGGGCGGCAAAGUGUAUAUCAAGGUCGAAGUGAACCACGCCGUGAUUGAUGGUUCUUCGGCAAAUAUUAUGCUGAAGGAUCUUGCGGCGGCCUACAACAACAGUCUACCUACCGGGUCCGGGCCACUGUACAGCGAUUAUGUCGCAUACAUCAAAACCCAACCAGUCAAUGCUGGUAUGAGUUUCUGGAAAGGCUAUCUUGGAGGUGCAAAUCCUUGUCACAUGCCAAAGCUUAUUAGCGACGCACCAACGACCAGAAAGCUUGCCACCGUCACUAUAAAGUUCGACCAGUACGCAGCAUUGCAAGCCCUAUGCAAAGAAAUGAAAGUAACCUUGGCAAACGUUAUGCAAACGGCAUGGGCUUUCUGUCUUCGCCGAUAUACCAGAUCAAGGGACGUUUGCUUUGGAUAUUUGACAUCUGGACGAGAUGUGCCCGUCAGCGGUGUUCAGAGUACAAUUGGAGCUUUCAUCAAUAUGCUCAUUUGCAGGAUCGUCUUCACCAAGGACUCCACAAUCAAAGAAAUAUUCCAAAAAGUCCAAACAGAUUAUCUUCAAAGUUUGGAAUAUCAAUAUUGUUCACUUGCUCAGGUUCAACAUGAACUUGGCGGUGGUGGGCCACUUUUCAAUACCGCAGUUUCGAUACAAGGCGACGGACCGUCAGAUGGAAAAGAGAAAGAGAUGAUAUCGUUUGAACCUGUUGCCGCCCACGAUCCCAGUGAAUAUGUUGCAACUUUGAACAUCAGAACCGUUAAAGGAGAUGAGGGAGCAGUCAUCCGCUUCUGGACUGACGUUUUGUCCGAAGCAGAAGCUCAAAAGUUGUCAGAAGUACUCGCUCAGACCAUGACAAGCUUCGUCAAUAACCCACAUCAACUUGGAGAUGAAGUAGACUUGAAAAACUCGAACGAAGCAACUCGAGAUGCGGAACUGCCUGAGCAACCCGCUGCCGGUGAUGAAAAGGUGACCGACACUAUGAUACCUCAACCACAGCUCGUAGCGUCUGAUAGUCAGCUUCGAGACAUCAUUGGAGCAUGCGUUCGAGAAACUAUUGAGCAACUGCUCAAAUCCGGUGCCAUUACUACCAGAGACCCGCAUCAGCUGCACCAACUCACCGGUCUCAACGGCCAGGAAAUCGCACAACCCAUGAUGGAUUACUCACAGAUGUCACCUCAAAGACCAUCUAGACCUAAAGCCUUCAGGACGACAUCAGUAAGUACGCUCGCCUCAGUGGCCGCAUCAGUCGCAUCGCAAGCCAGAAGUCAACUGCGUCGCAUAGAACAAAAGUUGCUUUCUGUAUGGAGUCGACUCUUACAGAUCUCGGAAGACUCAAUUAAAAAAGAUGACAGCUUCUUUCAACUUGGUGGUGACUCUAUUAUUGCUAUGCAAAUGGUGGGAAUGGCUCGAGAUGAGGAACUCGACCUCACAGUUGCCAACAUCUUUCGACAUCCCACAUUUUCUGAUAUGGCACACGCCAUCCGAUCCGCCGAGUCACUGGAGGAGGCACCCAUUUCUAACAUCGACACAAAAGAGGAGAUUGAGGCUCACGAGUCCAGGAUCCGUGCCAAACAAAAUGCUUUGUACCAACGUUAUUCCCUCGUCCAGGCGGCAAAUGUGGAUACUUUCUUACAAGAAAACAUUUGCUCCAAAGUCAGAGCGUUCCGAGGUGGCAUAACGGAUGUUUUCCCAGUCACCGAUUUUCAAGCACUGGCCGUCACUGGAACUCUGAUGGAAUCCAAAUGGAUGUUGAACUACUUUUAUCUUGAAGGAACAGGUUUGUUGGAUUUACGACGUCUCAAGAGUGCUAUAUCACAAGUCGUAAGCGCUUUUGAAAUACUUCGGACGGUGUUUGUUCCAUAUGGUAACCGCUUUUUCCAAGUGGUGCUGCGCAAGCUCGAGCCUGGCUUCGAAGUUCACGACGCCGACGAUUUGGUUCAAUUUACGCUGGAACUGCAACAACGGGAUCGAGAGAAUGGUCCUCGCCCAGGGGAGCCAUACUUGAAUUUUACUGUCGUCAAGCAUAAAAGUAGCGGACUACAUCGCAUAAUCAUGCGCAUAUCUCACGCACAGUACGACGGUGUUUGUCUUCCUGGAAUAUUGACCGCACUUCAGCAGGGUUAUGCAGGACAAAGCAUUCCGGCAACGCCAUCAUUCUCGACAUAUAUUCGUGAUGCUGUGCGGGAGACUGCUGACCAUCAUUAUGUCUACUGGAAGGAAUUUUUGAAAGGUUCAUCCAUGACAGAGGUUGUUCGUCGAAGCAAUCCCAAUUAUAGUAGGGGGAUCGACGCGCCCACGACCUUGAAGAGGGUUGUUCACAUAAAUUCUCUCGCAUCCGAGAAUGUCACACCGGCUACCAUCAUUAAAGCUGCUUGGUCCUUGGUAUUGGCUCAAUGGUUUGCACAGACUGAUAUUGUUUUCGGAAACGUUAUCAGUGGCCGCAACGCAGAUGUCAUCGGGGUCGAGAAUAUUAUCGGCCCAUGCGUCAAUCUUAUUCCAAUCCGAAUACAAUUUCAGGAUAGAUGGUCAGUUUUAGACUUGCUGAAAAGUAUUCAGACUCAACAAGUCGCCGCGAUGCCUUACGAAUCGUUGGGAUUCCGCGAAAUCAUCAAACAUUGCACCGACUGGCCUGACUGGGCAAACUUUUCCACCGUUUGCCAACAUCAAAAUAUUCAGCGAGAAACCUCGUUCCAGCUCGGGCGUAACGAUUACACUCUUGGGGCUGUCGGUUCUCAAGAAGACUUUGCAGACCUGACAGUCCUCUCAACCCCUCAGGAAGAUGACCACAUUGAGAUCAGCUUGACAUUUACUUCGAACAGCGGUAUCACCUCAUCUUUCGCUUCCGAGAUGUUUGAAGCUCUAUGCGAGACUGCGAUAGAUUUCUCGCACAAUCCAAGGUCCAUCCUUCCAUCCCCUACACAGCUAUCGCUUGUUCAACGAAAGACCCUCGACAUAGCAGAAACGCUUUUAGAUCUGCAAUUAUCACGCGAUUUCCAAGCAAUCAGCAAAGACGAGCAACUACAAUAUUCUGAUAUUCUGACGGCGGCGUGGAGGGAGAUUCUGUCGGAUAAAAAUGAUGAUAUUGCAACAAUUGAUCUUGAUUCCUCCUUUUACGAUCUUGGAGGCGACAUUAUCGGACUUGCACAAGUCUCGUCAUUGCUGGAAGAUCAGGAUUUGAAACUAAGAGUUGAAGACCUUGUGGAUCAUCCGGUGAUGAUAGAUCAACUGGCGCUGUUAGCUGCACGCAAAAAAGCGAUCAAGGAGGUAGAAAUCGAGGAGUUAGAGGUUGAGGAGGUGGUCGAGCCAAGUAAUCCGCCCUCUAAGAAGGGUAUCAAAAAGCUGCUGAGAAAGUCGGUUCGAUUUGCAAAAGGGAAAUCUCUAAGAAGGGAAAAGGAUUGA
Glarea lozoyensis ATCC 20868 is the source of this 23673-nucleotide messenger RNA. RefSeq names its product Acetyl-CoA synthetase-like protein. The transcript is spliced from 4 exons. Lineage: Eukaryota; Fungi; Ascomycota; Leotiomycetes; Helotiales; Helotiaceae. The record is from RefSeq and is a predicted model, not a curated record. Gene Ontology annotation, molecular function: catalytic activity; phosphopantetheine binding. Bases 1 to 23673 code for a protein of 7890 amino acids.